AUGGUAAUGUUCUCCACAUGGUUGGCAAAAAGCUUAUGGCACUUAAGUGACAGAAACUUCGGAAGAUAUGGCAUAUUGCUAAAAUCCUUGGAAACUAUUGAGUCAGCUGAACAAUAUUUAAAAGUGAUGUCAUCAGCAAGAAGCAAUCCUAGCCCUUUCAAUGUAUUGAUGGCUAGCUACCUUAUUGAAGAUUGGAAUAAAGGUUUACAGGUCUUUUUGUCUAAGACACCCACAGCCACAGGAAAAAAUAAAACUCGGUUUGCUAUAGAGCAAUAUGUAAAACUAGAGUUUAGUCCUGAAGGAGUGUUAACGACCUCUAGAUUUUAUGCAUCUCCGGAUCUACCGUAUACACUUAAGAAGAAUGUUUUGCCAGUAAGCAAACAUGAUUUGAAUUUGCAGAAGGUAGAAAAAGCUGGAGUAAAAGACGAAAAGAUUAGGGACGUUUUAUCCUUGACACCUUUCAUGAAACCAGAAAAUGCUGAGUGGUUGAAACAGGUCCUGACCUUUCAGGCAGGCCUGGAGGAUCAGGCUGGACCGUCCAGGAGGCCAGUUGCAGCUGAUUCGGAAGAUUCCCAUCAGUCUAGUGAAUAUUUUGAUGAAUCUGAUUAA
This is a messenger RNA of Diatraea saccharalis (sugarcane borer), 609 nucleotides long. NCBI's taxonomy places the organism in Eukaryota, Metazoa, Arthropoda, Insecta, Lepidoptera, Crambidae. The record is from the annotation of a GenBank genome assembly.